This is a messenger RNA of Drosophila eugracilis, 327 nucleotides long. RefSeq lists its product as uncharacterized. Lineage: Eukaryota; Metazoa; Arthropoda; Insecta; Diptera; Drosophilidae. The transcript has 2 exons. The record is from RefSeq and is a predicted model, not a curated record. The coding region runs from base 1 to 327 and encodes 108 amino acids. Gene Ontology annotation, molecular function: chitin binding.
AUGCGUCUACAAGCUUUGCUCUGGCCACUCGCCUUUUGCCUGGUGCUGCUCCUGCUUCCGUCCGGAAUCCAUUCCCAGUGCAACGAUACAACUCAGCCGGGAUGCCUACAUGCGGCGGAGCUUGGAGUCGCUCAGCGCCAUUGUCUGGAUCCCACAAAGUUCUGGCUCUGCACGGCCAUUGGUCAGCAGGCCCUGCUAAAGAAAUGCCAGCCCAACACGGGUUUUGACCAGGAUAUUAAUGCCUGCGUGCCUUGGAUCGCUUGGAGGUGGCAACCAUGUGUUGAGCCACCAAGUCGACCACCCGGCUAUAACCCCUGCUGGAACUGA